Molecule: messenger RNA, 2724 nt
Organism: Rhincodon typus (whale shark)
Lineage: Eukaryota; Metazoa; Chordata; Chondrichthyes; Orectolobiformes; Rhincodontidae
Product: coiled-coil domain-containing protein 110
Exons: 7
Coding region: 1-2724 (907 amino acids)
Source: RefSeq, a predicted model, not a curated record
AUGGGGCUUCCAGCCCUUGGAGAGAUGGGAUUCUGCCUCUGCCAGCUGCAGCCAAUCCAAGGACCAGAAGUUCCUCCACCUCAGCAGCGCCUCCAGCAGCGGUGGGCAUUGUUGGUUCUGAAGCCAGUCCUGAACAGCAGAGAAAGCUCCACAGAAGUAAUGGAAAAACAGUUUAAUCCAGAGACAGCUUUAAAAGUGAUGCAGCAGCAUCUUGUAUCAUUUGACGCCCUUCGCCAGCAGACUUUGCAGAAAGCCAGCUUGGGCUGGAACAGUCUAGGAAUUUCUCCUCAGGAUUCCAAUAUAGAAUCUUGUACAUCUGCUGAUAAGACUGAUCUGAUGGAUGAACCUCAUGUCAAUAAGAUGAAUGAAGGCUUAAUUCAAAAUGACAGCUCACUUCUCCACUCUUCAGAAGGUAGUUUGGUGUCUCUGAUGCCAGUAAGCUUACUUAAAGAACACCCAUUAGAAAACAAAACCCUUCAGCACACAAGCGAUCAAAUUGAAUAUAAAACAUCUUUUCCAGUUUGUGGUUUAGGUUUCCCAUGCCAUCCUGCAGCACUGUCGUCUAAAUCAAACUUAAAUUCCUCUCCUACUAAAAAAGCUGUAAGUGGUCACAUUAGAAGUGAGGUACAUUUGCUGCAAUAUAAUGAUGAAAGUCGGACAAUAUUAGAGAAAAUUUGCAUUGCCGGUGAACAGAUGAGGCUGCAACCGGAAAGGUCACAGAAUUGGGAGCUGAUCCUUGAUUGUGAACUUAAGCGCCUUCAAAAUGUUGCUCAGCUUACAGGUAAAGUAACUGCUGAAAGGUCUACCCAAACCCCUCAAGAAAUAUCUGUUUGUCUUAGAAGUCUAAAUCUGGAAAUCAAAGUAGACAAUAAAGAGAAGACCUUAGAACUGGAAACUCUAGUGACGAGGUUACAGAAUGCUAUGGCGGGUUGCAAUGUAGAUCUUCACAGGCAACUGGACAAAGAAAGUGAUUUCAAUGGCCCACACCAUUGGAACCACUGGACCAAAACUGGAAAUAACUCAGUGAUUUAUGACAACCAAAAGGAAGAAAGAAUGAAUGAAUAUAUUUCUCAUCAGGAAAAACCUGAGAGUAUUUCAAGUCAUGAGUCAACUUUAGAAAGGGCCAACCACGUUUGUCAUAUGGCGAAACAAAAGGGUUACUCUAAUAGGAUGGUAGAGGAAAAGAUGGAUGAUGUUAGUGCUGCUGCAGAUGGAAAUGCCUCCUGGCUUCCCUUAUCAGAAUAUCGCAAUCGUAUAUUAAAUGGAUUGAAGUUAAAGGAUGAGAAAUCAGAUGUUCAGUCAGCAGCUGGCAAACUCACAGCAACUUUUGAUUCUGUCCUGCAGGAAAACGCAGAAUGUAAAUGCUUAGUUUCUAAGUUGGAAGAAGAAAAAAGAACACUUCAGGCUCAAUUUAAUGAAAUGGAGGUGAAAAGGAAGAUUUGCAUUGAAGAGCUCAACUCAUUACUUAGGAGGCAUGAGGAUCUCCAGAAACAAAACCAAGAACUUGAAGCAGAAAGACAGCAACUAAUCACUGAAAAGGAAAGCUUUAUAAGAUUGGUAGAUAAGAUGAUGGAGGAAAAAGAAGAUUUACUUUCUGUCAUUGGAGCAAAAGAAACAGUUCUGCAGUUAGAGAAGACAAAGGAAGCGGUACAGGCUGUUAAUGCAAAUGCAUUGCAGUUUGAGAAUCUGCAAAUGAAUCAAAGUAUUAAUGAAUUACAGAAAGAGAUAACGUUCUUGAGAAAUGAGCUGGAAAAGGCUAGUUGUGAAAUGCAAUGUACGAAAGCAAAGUAUGCGGUCAUGAGGUCAAAGAAUCUGAUGCUUUUCCAACUUGUACAGGAAGUCAAGAACAAGAAUUACAAACUGGAAAAGUCUUUGCAAAAUUCUGUUACUGCAAGCAAGUGCCUGAAGGAAGAUGUCGAAGUAAAAAUAGAGAAGUCAACUAUGAAGGAGGGAUCCCUGAAUGAGAUGGAUCAAGAGUAUCAUGGGAAGAACUUGACUGAAAGUUGCUCAAGUGAUCUGGUCAAGAAAUGUGAAAUGAUGUCAAAGGUUGUGGAGAUACUUACUGAGGAGAAUCAGGUUCUCAACCAGGAUCUUGAGAAAUACAUAAAAGCCAACUUAAAACUGGAGUGCAUUGUGAGAAUGCUGAAUGAAGAAUGGCGGCUGUGGGGAAAACAUGCAUGGAGCACGGAGCAAGAAAUGAAUUUCUUACAUCCAGAAAUGAGGAAAGUACGUUCAUCUUAUCUAAGCGAUGUUAACAAUGCUAUUCAGUUUUCUCACCAAAGGGAGGAAGAUGAGAUGCCAGAUAAUCAGCUCAAUCUUUCAGACAUAUCCUUAAAUGUAACAGAUCUUUCAAUUAGUGAUGGUUCCAGGAUGGCAUUAUGCAGCAGUCCAAAAGUUCAAAGCAAUAUUGAUGAGACUGGACGAAAAUUUGAGGAACUGCAUGAGGAACAAAAAUACAGAAACACAAUCCAGCAAGAUGGGACAGUCUCACCACACAGCACAGCAACCACAGACUGGAAAACAUGGAACACUGUUGGCGGAUCAGGGGAUGCAUCACAAAUAAUGAAAGAUCCAAACUUACCUUUACUCUGUAUCAAGCAGCAUUAUCAUGGAUUCGAUGGGAAAAGCGCUUCCCCUCUUUUAGAAAAGGAAAAUAAUUGGAGGUCCCAGAAUUUGGAGUGUGGUUUAGAUGAGAAGCUGAAGACUCCAGAUCCUCAAAGCUAA